AUAACAAAUAAUUUGAGAUCGCUCAAAAAUGGCAUCAGCUACUAAUGAAACUAGUUCAUUAGAUACAGAUUUGCAGAGGAUUAGGUUGGAAGAGAGGCAUCUGCAAAAAUUUAAAGCAGAGAAGAUAGCUGAAAAGUGGCGUCAACAGGACAAAUAUAUCGAUUUCUUAGAGGAUAAGUUAGAUCAACUGAAGGACCAAUCUAAAUCAAAGUUAGAUUCGCAGAAUCAAGAUUCAACCAGAAGAGAAAAUAUUUUGAUUAUGAGACUUGCAAGCAAAGAACAGGAGGCCCAAGAUAUGAUAAACCAAAUUCAGGAACUGAAAUGUUCUCUGGCUCCUUCAACAAGUAACUUGCGGACAACCCUAUUGGAUCCUUGUGUAAAUUUGCUUUUCCAGAAGAUGCAAUCUCAAAUAAAGGAACUCCAGGGUAAGCUAGCAAAAGCAGAAGAAGAACUCAAUGCAUGGUCUUUUACUGCUGACAGUGUGACAGGAAAGAAACUGAUGGGGAAAUGCAGAAUGUUGAUUGACGAGAACGAAGAGUUGGGACGUCAGUUAUCACAGGGUCGUGUAGCUCAGCUUCAAGCUGAACUGUCUCUGCAAAAGAGUGCAAAUGAAGAAAUGCAGAAGAAUUUGGAUGAAAUGACUGGAUUUGUUCUUCAGCUAGAUGAGGAAGUCGAAGGCAUGCAGGCAACUAUAUUGCAUCUACAACAGCAACUUAAAUACACACAAGACAAGUUGAAGACAGCAAAUGAAAAGCUAGAAAAAAAUUCUGAGGAUAAAAGAAGGGAUGAAGCAGAAUCGUCAUCUAAAAUCAAAUCAGAAAAGUACGACGAUGAUGAGAAGCAGGAUAAGAGGAAACGGUCAGAAGACGAGGAAGAAGUUGUUAAAAAGAAGAAAGAUAAGGUGAGAAGUAAGUCAGGCAAGGAAAGUAAGAGGAAUAAACAUAAGGAUAAGAGCCAAAACGAUGAGAACUGAUAUAAUCUUCAAUGUUUAUAAUAUGUAUAAUUUUGAAAUGGUCUUAUCAAAAAUGAGUGGGUAACAUCUGUGGAACUUGUUAUAUUUUCUUAUUUUUAAAUUAAACAUUUUUAUGAUUACGUUCCACAUAGACAUGAAGAAUUAUAAACUAUUUUCCUUGAACCUGCAUCUUGAAAAGGCCUAUUUCAUGAUUAAGCCAUUAAGUUUUAAAGCAAUUUUGAACGUUUUGUCCUUCAGACCAUACAGCGUAAUUAUUAUUAUGUUAUAAUAUAUUUAUUCAUGUUGCUAAUUGUUUUUAUUAUUUGAAUCAGCAUUAUCAUGUAGCUGUUUUAAUUAAAUUUUCAGGUUAUUGUGCUUAUCUGUGAAAUAAGAUAUUCGAAUUAACAAGUCCAAUCCAACUAAACUAAUAACUAAUUUUGUAUUCUAAAUUUAUAGC
Bolinopsis microptera is the source of this 1409-nucleotide messenger RNA. RefSeq names its product pre-mRNA-splicing regulator WTAP-like. Lineage: Eukaryota; Metazoa; Ctenophora; Tentaculata; Lobata; Bolinopsidae. The record is from RefSeq and is a predicted model, not a curated record. The coding region runs from base 29 to 973 and encodes 314 amino acids. The transcript is spliced from 7 exons. Gene Ontology annotation, biological process: regulation of alternative mRNA splicing, via spliceosome. Gene Ontology annotation, cellular component: nucleus.